Platichthys flesus (European flounder) is the source of this 4269-nucleotide messenger RNA. Its product is annotated as junctional cadherin 5-associated protein. The record is from RefSeq and is a predicted model, not a curated record. Gene Ontology annotation, cellular component: adherens junction; ruffle membrane. NCBI's taxonomy places the organism in Eukaryota, Metazoa, Chordata, Actinopteri, Pleuronectiformes, Pleuronectidae. Gene Ontology annotation, biological process: positive regulation of blood vessel endothelial cell proliferation involved in sprouting angiogenesis. Bases 1 to 4269 code for a protein of 1422 amino acids. The transcript is spliced from 3 exons.
AUGUACAGUGUGGAGGACCUUCUCAUUUCGCACGGAUACAAAUUGCCCAAGAGCGGCCCUCCUUCUGCCACGCCUUAUGACAAGCGUCCUGCUGAUUGCCAGCGUGAACUUGUGGACAACAGGGCCGGCCGGGGGACGCUGAACGGGUAUGAGGCGGACCGGGGGGCAUCCUUCACAGGCAUCUACGCCAGCAGGCAGGCACUGGUGAAGUGCUUCCCCGCCACAGACAACGAGAGCGGGGAACGAUUCCAACGGAGGAAAGAAGCCGGCAUUGGUAUCCUAGGUGACGCUCAGCCCUUGGGUGAUUCUCUCGCCACGGAUAGUGGGUUCUACGAUGUUCCCAGUUUGACUUAUUCAGAGCCACUGAGCCAUGACGAAAGGGAUGUUUCCUACUGGCGGAGGCGAGGCCAGGACUUCAGCAUCCUCCUGGACUAUGCUGAUGGCAGGGAGCUGAGGGCCUCUGCUGGAGCAUGGAGGCCACAGGCCCUGAUCGCAGCUGAGGAGCACAGGGCAGAGAGGCGAGCGCAGCAGCUAUGGGAGGAUAUUUCCUGGCUAAGGGAUCCAGAUGCAGCCCCUUGUCAGCUAAGGGUGACUGGGGAGAGGAAGUGCCAGAGCCUUGGUACAGAAGAGUGGAGGCCUGCUGUGGGCCUGGGAAGGCAGCUGUCAGAUGGUGAUGGGGACAGAUGGGCUCAGGACCACUAUCGUUUGAGGACACCUGAGGGUUUUUUUCACCCUAGAACUAAAGCAAAGUCUCAAUCUCUCCCGAGAGUUUUGUCACCUGAUAGAAUUGAUGGCAGAGAGCUUAUUCCAUCCAGACCUAGCCUACCCGAUAGACAACAGAGGAUAAACAGCACUGUCUUCUCUGGGCCCUAUAGUAGGUAUAUCUAUAGUGGUCUUGGCAGGGAGCGUUGGGGUAGGAAUGCUGGGCCAAGCAGCCAUGUUGCACUUUUACCAAAGCCCAGGUUCAGCAGGCCUUUAAAGCCGCCAUCAUAUGAGAUUCACCAGCAGACUAGGGGUAGCGCAGAAAUGCUUGCUAUAGAGCAGGGUGCCAAACAAAAAGAUAGGUCUCUCUAUUUUCCAAGGGGCGGGGAGCUCAGACAAGACUAUUUCGCACAACACUCUGCCAUCACUGGAAUGGAGCCCCCUGGCUACAUCCCACCCCCAUCUUAUAGAAGACCCCCACUCCCAAGAGCAGUUUCAAUCAACCGCAAUGAGAUGGCAAACCUAAGAUGGAGGGCGGAAGCUCUGCAGAUGCAUAGUUCAGAUCCUGGAAGAUGGUUUUCCAGACAGGCAGGUGGUUCUUGGCUGGAGUAUUAUGGAGAUCGUGGGGCAUCCUAUCGAAAACUGGUGCAUUCUGGACAUGAAGAACAACCAGGUCCUGCCCGUCAAUUGCCAACUGAAGACCCAAGAGCGAAGCAAAUCUCAGGAGGGCCUGGGGGAAAUUCUCUCACUGACUCAGACAAGAUCCGUAACAUCAGCAAAGAGAUUCCACCCGCGAUUCCUUCAGCGAUUCCACCCGCGAUUGCGCCCCCGAUUCCACCCAAGAUUUUAGGACAAUCUACACAUGAUAGUGCCUUUCCUCCCCAACAGGGGCCAGCUCUCAAUACUGAUGGCCGCAAAACAUCUCUUAUAGAAAAUGACAGCAUUAAUCGAUGGUCUAACAGGGGAUUAAACAAAAAAAGUGACAGUGUAGGUCCUGAACAAAACCGUACUCAGUUCUUUCCUUCAUCUAUUCUGGGUAAACCCCCACCUCCCCCAUGCAAGCCGGUUGAUCAGGGUGUCUCUGAAAUUGUGGCAGAGGUAAAAAAGGUGGAGGUACCUGAUCCACCAGAAAAAGACAAAAACAAGAAUCUAAAAAAGAGACUUAGUGAGACAAUUUUUUGUUUGGUGUCUGUCCCUCCUACUCCACAACUCUGUGGGACGAUCCGUGAUCAGAAUAACAACAAUGAGAAGUCACCAGACCCAGCAGACAGUCCAAGUGAUAAUAAAACUGGCCACUUAACAAACCAAAGUCUCCAAAGCACAUCUUCAGCUGAAGCUGAGCUGCAAGCACUUACUGGUAGCAUAGCAAGCAGCAAAACAAGCAGUAGAGCAAGCAGCAAAAUGUUUAAAAGAGUACCCUGUAGACCCCCUAAAAUAAACCAUUACAAGGAGCUGAAACUGUCUGGAUCCUGGCCUUCAAACCAGUAUCGAGACCAGGAGACACAAACAAGUCCAGAGGCCCAAAAACCUGCCCCUGAAAACAAGGAAGCACAACAAGAACCUGUCCCUCCAGACACUGAGGACCCUCCUGACAGCAUAGGUGUAGCGGGCAGUUCCUUCACUUUUCCUAUUAAGGGAGUGAAGAGCCUGAAACUGUCAAGCAACAGCGCCUUCUCCCUGACAUCCACCUUCUCCAACCAGCUGAACAAGAGCACAGCUCCGCAGCCAGCAGUACCACCCUCAGGAAAUGUGGAGGAGAACAAACCAGCAGCAAACACUGGGUCAGAGGCAUUGCCACCGUUGCUACUGAAACCGACUGUCCAGCGGCCAUGGGAUGCAGUCAAAGAGCUUGAGACCAUCAAAAAGGAAGUCCAGGAUCAACAGCAGCAGCAGAAUAGCAAACAGCCCAGCGUUGACAAGUGCAUAGAAGACCUCAAUGAGGCUUACAAAGACAUCUUGGAGCUAGGCACUGCCAGCAAUAAAGUCCCAGAUGGUUCUGUACAAAUCCCUGAGCGUAUCAAAAUCCGGUUGACAUCAGAACCUCUCAACAAGCCCAGCAGCCUUAGGCGCAGUGCAGUAAGCUGGUCAGUUGACCCAGAAUACAGGGAAGUCAAGAGCGCCUUCUCCAGGCCUGCAACAAAAUCAGUGACUUUCAGCAAGCAGCUUCGGGAGGAACUGCCCGUCCCCCCCAGGGAGACAGGCUUCCGAGAAUACAGGGUUCUUUCGCACCUUUCGCGCAGACGGAGCACUGAUGGCAGGACAGUAAAACUAGAUCUGCCAGAUGAGCCCAUCGAGACACCACUUUGUGACUUCAGUCCAACAACGCACACCACAUCAGCUGAGGUACCCUGGGCAGACAGACAGCCCAUGCAGGAUGCCUCUACACUCACUAGUCCUCCAGAUUAUGAGGACAUAUGCCUGACUUUGCGUCAUACUAAAGACCCAUCUGAUGUCAAUAAAGCAUCUACAGGCAAUUCAAACCCGAAUGACCCUGAGACUCCUCAAGAUCUCAGUGGUGAAUCAGAGGAGGACUGCCCUAUUUGUAAAAGAGAGCUUGAGAAUCAGAUGAGACAGGGUCCAUUGCCUCCACUUCAUGAGGAGAACAGCUCGGACAGCUCAGCCACUCAAAAUGGCAGUCCACCACAAUGUGCUGCCUUAGAAAGUCCAGCAGAUGAUUCCCUAACUGCGGAGCCAAAUGACUCAAGUUUGAAACAGUCCGGGUCUGAUCUGUGUGGUGAAACAAGGGAACAGAGUACUUUGACACAGGGAGGGAAUGAAAUAACAGACAAUGCUCAAGCAGACAACUUGGACAAUAUUGGUGCAGUUAAUCCUGCUGAGAGCUUAUUAAUGAAUGACGCUACAAAGGAGAGCGCAUCCAUGAUAUUAGCAAAUGAUGUGCCUGCAGACCCCCAAGUCACAGAGGAACAGAGAGCUAAGGAACUAGAAGCGAAGGAAGCCAGUAUAGGAGAAAUACCUGAAGGCAGUGCAGACAAACAGUCAGCUGAAGGAAAAUUUGAGAAUGAGAUACAAGACAGUGCAGCGCCUGACGACAAACAGGCGCAGGAGAAGAAUCCUUUUGCCGUCCCAGAGCAGAGAGUUGUUCUACGGACUCAUUUAGGUCGAGACCACGCAGGGUUACCUGAGUUUCCACCAGAUAGACUGCCCCUUUCAGUUCCCCCUAAUCCAGACCGCAGGCUGUCUCUUAGCUUGGAGGGGGAGAGGAGGAGCAGGGGACCUGCUCACCGAAUGGAAGCGCUGCAGAACAAGCUGGCUAUUUCCCCAGGACGGGUUGCAGUUGAGCGUCUGGCCCGGAUGAGGGAUGUGGACGUUAUGUAUCGUAUGAGGCGCCUGAGUAUCAGGAGCAAUGACUCUGGGGAAGGGGACGCUGAGGGGGAGGGGGAGGGAAAGGAGGAACAAGUUGAGGAAAGCCACCGUUUGCCUCAGAGAAAUAAGGAGAAUGACCAAGAGGUCACCAAUUCACAGCAGGUCUCUGAUGAGACAGUGUUACAAAACAAGGAGUCAUCUCUCUCAGAACCCCAUGAUCCCAGCCGAGUGGAGACAUUGUAG